CACGGACUCAUUCCGCUGUUCGGCUCGGAUAAAAUAUUCUUGACUGCCGCCUGUCGCGGACGUUACGAAACGUGUCUGUCUCGCUGGCCCACUAACAUUUCCACGAACGUCUUUAGAUUCAUCAUGGGCCCUCCACGUGACUUCACAACUAUCUCAUUUGCAGGAAUAUUCCACGUUGGCAUCUAGGUGCCAAUCUCUCGCCGUUCAAUCACCAUACCAUUUGACCUUGCAGAACAUCCAACGGCCAUAAACCAAGUAAACGUACAUAGGAGAUGGUUCUUUACAUGUCCCUUUCCUUUUUUUGGCCGAGAUUCGUCGCCUAGCUUUCCUCUGCAUGUUCCCUCUUUCAUUGAUUUUUAAAAUCUGUCUCAAGUGACGAUUUAUAAAGCCUGAGAAAACGAGUAGCUUGUUCUUGUUUCUUUUCUAGAUUCAUUUCACUGUGUGUUUGGAAAGCUACUUUUCUGCUCCCGUUUUCUUGAUUAACUGAAUUUUGGUUUUGGAAUAAUGGAAAGAAACAGAUUUGGUGGAGGAGGAGGGGGUUACGGUUACGAGAACGGAGUGAUUAUGACGAGAGACCCGAAGCCGAGACUACGGUGGACCGCCGAUCUUCAUGAUCGUUUCGUCGAUGCCGUCACGAAACUUGGAGGCCCUGACAAGGCAACUCCCAAGACGGUGUUGAGACUUAUGGGCUUAAAGGGCUUGACAUUGUACCAUUUAAAGAGCCACUUACAGAAAUAUAGACUCGGACAACAGUCACAAAGACAAAUCCCUUCCGAACAUGCCAAAGAAAAUUGUGGGACUUCAUUUGUACAGUUCAGCAAUACGAAUUCACUAAGAGUUGAUAAUCAACAAAGAGAAAUCUCAGUGACAGAAGCUUUGAAAUGUCAGGCUGAAGUGCAACAGAGAUUACAAGAGAACCUGGAGGUGCAAAAGAGAUUACAGAUGAGAAUAGAGGCACAAGGGAAGUACCUGCAAACAAUAUUAGAUAAAGCUCAGAAGACCCUCUCUGUUCACCAUGUCAACAUGAACGUAGAGGCUACAAGGGGUCAGUUGAUGAGCUUCAAUUUGGCUUUCUCAAAUCUAAUGGAAAACUUCAAUGAAUCCGAGCGAAAAGGGAACAUAAUUGACAUUCAAGGAAGCUGCAAGAGAGAAGAUGAUGUUGAUAGUGAAGAAGAUGUUAAGCUUGAGUUGAAUUCUGCUAAUGGGAUUGAAUUGGAUAGAAAUUUGCUUUCGCAUAAGAGAUAAAAUUCACCUCAUUUGCUUUUAUGACAUCUCUCUACUAAAAUAUUUCAAUUUUGAAAUUAAUAAAUAUGUAACAAUUUUUUAUUUAAUUAAUGUGUGAUGAUGUGACGAUUGCUUCUCACCUUCAACAUUUUCUGAAGUAUACA
Messenger RNA from Mangifera indica (mango), 1388 nucleotides. RefSeq names its product myb family transcription factor PHL11-like. NCBI's taxonomy places the organism in Eukaryota, Viridiplantae, Streptophyta, Magnoliopsida, Sapindales, Anacardiaceae. The transcript is spliced from 5 exons. Bases 505 to 1245 code for a protein of 246 amino acids. The record is from RefSeq and is a predicted model, not a curated record. Gene Ontology annotation, molecular function: DNA binding; DNA-binding transcription factor activity.